Closterium sp. Naga37s-1 is the source of this 444-nucleotide messenger RNA. The record is from the annotation of a GenBank genome assembly. NCBI's taxonomy places the organism in Eukaryota, Viridiplantae, Streptophyta, Zygnematophyceae, Desmidiales, Closteriaceae.
AUGGCUACUAAGCAUGAGGGGUCGGUGCUGGAAGAGAGAAUGGCUGCUCUCGAUCUCUCUCAGACCGCGGCUGCUGAGAAUUCUCAUGAGAGCGUGGACGUGGUUGAUCUGCUACCCGGCCCCAUCUGGCACAUCAUCUUCUGCCUCCUGCUGCUGCCGCCAGCAGAUUCUGCUCAGCUGCAAAAACAAGGCAGUGCCACUCACCUGCAGAACCGGGACUUCCUGGGCGCAUUACAGCAGGGAGCAGGCAGCACCUCAUGUGCCACAGCCAAUCAGAAAACUGCCAGCCUGAGGGAGCAGCAUGAGAAGGACAUGAGGCGCUUCGGCUCCUCCUGGCCUCUGCUGCGCUGUGCCAUGGCCAGCAAGAGGCUUCUUCACCAUAUCGUCUCUUUCUCCGUGAUUCAUGCUCCGAUGCUCUGUGAUUCAUGCUCUGAUGCUCUGUGA